AUGUCGUCGGCAGAGCACCCACAAUACUCGCCCUUCUUUGCGGUGAUGGGAGCCUCCGCGGCGAUGGUGUUCAGCGCCUUGGGAGCCGCCUAUGGAACGGCCAAGAGUGGGACGGGUAUCGCAGCCAUGUCUGUGAUGAGGCCAGAGCUCAUCAUGAAGUCCAUCAUCCCCGUGGUCAUGGCGGGUAUCAUCGCCAUCUACGGCCUGGUGGUAGCGGUGCUGAUCGCCAACAACAUUUCAGAAAAUCUCAGCCUCUACAAGUAA
Molecule: messenger RNA, 264 nt
Organism: Knipowitschia caucasica
Lineage: Eukaryota; Metazoa; Chordata; Actinopteri; Gobiiformes; Gobiidae
Source: the annotation of a GenBank genome assembly